UUUUUGCCUCGUUGGAAGGAAGGCGCUUUCAAACAGGAAGAAGAAAAGCCAACUGACAGGAACGGCUGAAUAUAGACACGGUGACGAGAAAAACAAACACAAAGACGGCGAAAUCCACACACACUUAUUCGGGUGGCAUUUUACCUUCUGUGAUGUCAAUCACUGAGGACCAAACAGACAUGGAUGGAGCAGAACUGCUUCGGUUGCAGUUUGACGACAAUCAGGAUGCUUCUUCCGAGGAGCAGCUCUUUGAUUACGUCAGUAGGCUCAUUGAUUCCUGGAGCGCCGAACAGGAUGUGCUCAGUUUACUGCGGGAAGAGGACAACGUGGAGACUCUCUGUCCCUCCCAUUCCCCAAUCAGCAGUGACAGCGGCAUCUCCGACUACAGCAGCAACGCCGGCCGCGUGGGAAAUGGCACGCCCGUGGGUUGCCUGAGCCCCGAGGGAGGCGACAUCGACAUCUCCCACAGUCCCAGCUACUCCAACCCGAGCCCAGUGUGCUCCGAACCCGCCUCCAUUGCUGAGGAGCUGCAGGCUGAGAACCCAGAGUUCUUGAGAGUCCAGGCAGAUCACAGCUACUCUUUGCUCAGGGGAAAGUGCGAGGACAUGGUUGUCCUGCAGAGUGUGUGGACAGAAAAGUCUGACACAGAUGUCUUCAUUGAUCUCGAUAAUCUGGUGACUGAGGAAAUGGAAGAUGAGUUUGCCAGUGAGCUACCUUAUACACUGGCCAUUGACGACGCAACGCUGGACAGAAAGCAGCACGACAACACACAACAGUUCCAGUUUAAGGACAUUGUGCUCUCUGAGGAGGAGAAGCGGCUUUUGGCGAAAGAGGGAGCAACUAUUCCCACAGACAUGCCUCUCACUAAGGCUGAGGAGAGGACCCUGAAGAGGGUCCGGAGGAAGAUUCGCAACAAGCAGUCGGCUCAGGAGAGUCGCAAGAAGAAGAAGGUCUACGUAGACGGCUUAGAGAGCAGGGUCGCCGUCUGUACUGCGCACAACGUGGAACUGCAGAAGAAAGUCCAAAUGCUCCAGAAACAGAACAUCUCUUUAAUUGAGCAGCUGAGGAAACUGCAGGCCGUGGUGAAGAUGUCCACCUUGAAGGCCAGCACGACCAGCACGUGUGUCAUGGUGUUCCUGCUCUCCUUUUGUCUCAUCGUCUUCCCGUCGGUUAACCCGUUUGGCAGCAAGACGGAGAAGAAGGAACUCUACCUUCCUUCUUCCAUCAUUUCCCGAACUUUACGCUCGCUGCCGUCAGAGAGCACCGAUGCCAUGACCUACCUGGAACCCGAAGACGACGAGCCGGACCUUCAUCUGCUGCCCCAAGCCGAGCUGGAGAACACCGAUGACAUCUUCGCAAGCGGUAAGAAGAAUCAAACCCCCGACUACCAGCGCGUGGAGCAGCCCGACUCGGAGACAGCUGUCAACGGCAACUCUUCUUCCGACUUCCCCGCGGCCCCGCAGGCGGCGGAGGUGACGCCGGGGGUGGGCGGCGGGGCGGCGGGCUUACAGGAGGGCUCUUUAGAUUCCGUGGUGGCGGCAGCUGUGGGCUACGAGGUCCCCGGGUCCAAGGGGAACUGGAUAGACCGGAACCCUCCGUCUGUUAUAUUACAGCAGCACCGUUCAGAUGAGAUGUAGUGUGGUUACGUAUGUGACCACCAGAUGGAGCCAUAUUAUAAAUCUUCAUUGUACCAGAGGGAAGCUAAAGCAGGGUACACACGCAUACAUUCAAGCAUUUCAAACUCAUCUUCCAUUACCAUUAAAAACAAAUGAUUACAGAUUAUUUGAUUUUGAACAAAUACCCCAGAAGUGUGCAGGUACAUGCACAUGUGGCGAAUGCUGUCAGGCUAAAAUUAUUUCCUCACAAGAGACACAAAGCUUGUCCCAGUUUAGAUGUAUCACUUCACCAUAGUUCCUUGUCACUAUUGCCUAUUUAGACCGGGCUUUUGCACCAUUUUAUGGUAUUUGAGCAAGCACAAAAAUAACAAAUAGGUGAGUUAUUCAGUGAAUAGCAAAUAUGCGGUGGAUUACUGUACUGAUUUUUAACAUCUUAACUGUUCAACCGUGCGAACACACACAAGGGUCUGCUCUCAUAAAUAUUGAACAGGUUUGUUACUUUUUUUAUACAUAUAAUCAGAUAAGGGAAUAAAAGUCACUCUUAACACACACCACACCACAGGAUAAUCUCUCAAAACAAUAUUUUAGAGGCAGUCUGUAAUCUGUUUUUUGCUGAUUUGGAUCGGAAAGGGGGCGAGGAACUGCAAAAUUUUUGCCCAAUUGUCAGUAUGUGUGUUACUCCGCUUCAUACAGUACAUCGGGACAUCCACAGUUGGACCGCCUCAAAAGUAGUGCAGUUUGUAGUUCAACCAGAAGUUGGUGAUAACAUCCAUCCAUCCAUUUUCUGUACCGAUUAUCCUCACUAGGGUCACGGGUGUGCUGGAGCCUAUCCCAGCUAUCUUCGGGCGAGAGGCGGGGUACAUCCUGAACUGGUCGCAGGGCAGUGGUGAUGACAAUAAAUGGGAAUUUGAAUUUUGCGUGUACCACUGUACAUAUAUUUUGUUUAAAAAAAAAACACACAAAAAAAAGCGGGGGGGGGGGGGGGGGGGGGGGGACUUAUAGUCAUCCUAACAGCCUUCUGAUGUACUACUGUUACGUUAUUUGCACUUUUCUAUCUUGUAAACAGCAAAAAGGACAUUUGUCCUUCAUGAAAAUGUUAAAAUACAAACAUGUAUUUAAAAAGGACCCACUAUACCAACAAGAUUAAAUAAUGACUUUAUUUUAUAGAUAAAUGACACACCCAAAGCUGCUUGAUUAGCUUCCAUCAGUCAUUGCUUGAUAGAAGAAUAGGCUGCUUGAUUAAAGAGAUUUGGAUCAUUGCACCAUGAAGCCAUUGCAGGACAUUUGGCCAUGUACAGUAGACAACUUGUUUCCCUUGUAACAAGGGUUUGUUUUGUUUUGUGUGGAAAUUCAUGUGAUGUCCUCCUUAUGAUACUCUUGUUUGGUUAAGGAGGCAUUGUUUUUAUAUACAUGUCAUGUCCUGAUUUCAUUGUUUCUUGCAAACAAUAAUGAUACUCAGAAAACUAUUGUGCAGUUAACUAUAUCCAAAUAUGUAAUGACAUGUUGUGCCAGUGAAGCAUUUUUAGUUUAUUUCUAUGUUACUAUUAAUAGUAAUGGCAUGUAAAGGGCACUGUUCUGUAUUAUGAUCAGAUGAGAUUUCAAAUGUUAGAGGAAAGGCACUGUUUCAAGAAGAAUGGAAUGUAAAUAAGAUGAAAUCGUGGGUUUUUCUGUAUGUCGGACCUCUUUACAUAUAUGUUAAUAAAGUUUUUAUGUACCAAAA
Messenger RNA from Phyllopteryx taeniolatus (common seadragon), 3336 nucleotides. RefSeq names its product cAMP responsive element binding protein 3-like 3 like (gene creb3l3l). Lineage: Eukaryota; Metazoa; Chordata; Actinopteri; Syngnathiformes; Syngnathidae. The transcript has 10 exons. Gene Ontology annotation, cellular component: nucleus. Bases 153 to 1637 code for a protein of 494 amino acids. Gene Ontology annotation, biological process: regulation of transcription by RNA polymerase II. The record is from RefSeq and is a predicted model, not a curated record. Gene Ontology annotation, molecular function: RNA polymerase II cis-regulatory region sequence-specific DNA binding; DNA-binding transcription factor activity, RNA polymerase II-specific.